UAAAGCAAGAAAAAAAUCAACUAUCUCUCCUGCUGAUUUGUGAGAUGUCAACCUUGAGCUCCCAGACUCUGCCCCUCUCCCAGGAGACAUUAGCCCAGUUCAACCAUGACCACCAAGCAUCGGAGGGUCCUCAGCGCCUUCGCAGGGCAUCCAUCUCAACCCGCCGGAGCUCUCGUGACCACUCCAAAGACCCUGCCCCUCUCCGACUCCCAGCCCUACUUCUCAGGAGGGUCUCUUCCGAUGCCUCCCACCUCAGUCCUGCCGUCAGCUACCCAGCCUCUCCCUUUGCUCGGCGAGACUCCACGUUCUUCGGCAAGCGUUUCUCGGUUGGGGCCUGGCCACACGCUGGACGUGUUAGUUUCUCAGGUCUCCUUCUGCCUCAGCCUGUGCAAGAGGUGGGUCAAGAGAACACCUACAGAAUGGGACCUGAUGAUCGAGGGAAUACUUUCAGUUCUGGGCGCACAACACAAAGUAUCCAGGCCACUCUGAAUACUUAUUUAGAUGGUGCAUGCUACAAUGCAAGCUCGUGCAGCCAUCUCAGCCAAAUCCUGGCCGAUCUGAUACGAAGCAAAGUCAAAGACACGUGCCCUCCGCGGUACAAGCUUGUCUGCCAAGUGGUGAUAGGCCAGGCGGGAGACCAGAGUCUCACCGUGGCCAGUCGAAGCUUAUUAGACUCCACCAGAGAUGACUUUGCUGCAGCAACAUUCCAGAAUGAGUCUCUUUUCACGGUGGCCAUCGUCUAUGGAACAUACUAUGAGUGAGGAAUCCACAGCAAGGAAA
Molecule: messenger RNA, 780 nt
Organism: Engraulis encrasicolus (European anchovy)
Lineage: Eukaryota; Metazoa; Chordata; Actinopteri; Clupeiformes; Engraulidae
Product: dynein light chain Tctex-type 4
Exons: 2
Coding region: 45-761 (238 amino acids)
Biological process (GO): microtubule-based movement
Cellular component (GO): cytoplasmic dynein complex; cytoplasm
Molecular function (GO): dynein intermediate chain binding
Source: RefSeq, a predicted model, not a curated record